Messenger RNA from Colletotrichum spaethianum, 3651 nucleotides. RefSeq lists its product as uncharacterized. The transcript has 2 exons. Lineage: Eukaryota; Fungi; Ascomycota; Sordariomycetes; Glomerellales; Glomerellaceae. The record is from RefSeq and is a predicted model, not a curated record. The coding region runs from base 1 to 3651 and encodes 1216 amino acids.
AUGGCGGGCUCCGGUGAGUCUACCACCACACACACCAACAACAACCCCUCUCCGACAACGACGACUGCCGCCACCGCCGAUACGGAGGCAACCCAAAAGUUACCGAAUGGCACGCAUGCACCAGAUGCAACUACACCACAGCAACCGACAACGACUACGGCCAUGACAAGCGAACAGCCCGAAUUUGAUGACUUUGGCCUACCCAUCAGACGAUAUAUACCACCACCACCCGAAGAGACCGAUCAGACGACCGACCCUAAACCCGACCUGCAGCAGCCAGUGACCGAGCCACCACGAGACGGAAGGAAAGUGGAUGAUGCCAAGGAGACGAAGGCGGCCGAAGAUGGAGCGGCAGGUGGCAAUGACGCCGAGUCAGAAAGCGACGAUGAUUUCAAAGAUGCGCAGUCUGAGCAGCCUGCUACCGCCGCGGUCUCGGGAGCCAACUCGAACAUCCCAUCGACCCCUGUGACUUCGAACUUGGACAAGGACGAAACCAAAGACAAGUCUAUGCCGACAAGUAGAAGCAAAGGCGAAAACAGCGACCGGAAUGCCCCGAAUAAUGGCGGAAAGAAGAAAGAGGCGGCGGACCAACCGCCAGAGGCACCCGCCGAGGAGCACAAGGCAGAUCAGCAGUCACCGGUGGAAGACGAGCCCACGGAAGAGGACGCGGUGAAAGACAAGACCAUCCCGGUCAGCAAAGUGGCAACCCAGACAGAUGCAACGGGGCCACAGCGAUCGGCGCCUGCUGCUAAGCUGAACGAGGAGAGACCAGACUCUCCUGUGAAGCUGGUCGACAAGGCGGACGAGCCAGGACCCAGGAAAGCUGAGCCAACUUCUCCAAAAGGCCAUCAUCAGAGAGACACGAGCACCGCUAGUAACGCGGCCAUGUCCGAAUUCUCGCAUCAACAGCUGACGUCAGAUAAAAAGGAAGAGGAAAACAAGGAGGAUGCUGAUUGGCAAACGAUGCCAGCAUAUGCUCCCUAUGACAUUUACGACGAUGACAACAGAUUGGUCGCAAAAGAGUAUACCGCCGAAGAAGAGGACCAAACAUACGGUUAUGGUGGUCUCGGAGGCGCAGGGAAAGGAUAUACCCGAGUCAUCAUGGACGACGACGCCGAAUCGGCAACGAGCAUGGACGACAAUACCCAGUACCUCUUCAAAGAAGUCAAGGGUACGAGCAUUGGCGAAGAUGACAGUGAGGCACGUGAUGCCGUUUCCCAGAUGCAGGCAACCAAGGACCUGCUCACCGAAGGGCAGAGAGUCGCCUACGUGGGACUUACGAGAUUGGAGAUCCACAACAUGGUUAAGGAGGCCGAGAGUGUCGAACACACAAGGUCUACAAAGAAAGAGGUCAACAUGUCCGCUGAAUCAACCAAGAUGUGGGGACAGAAAAUGAUGGUCCGUCUGUACUCUCACAUGGACAUUAGUUCCGCGGAGCAGAUCAUGGUUGAGCAACUGAGCGACCAUGGCGUCGUGCCCUCCGACUUGACGCCAGUUUUAAUGGCUAAUGCAAGGGUACAAAACCCCAUGGCUGAGGAUAACUCCCGGAGCUCGGUUUCUCUAUCGUCGCCCAAGACGCUUCCGCCUCCUUCGCCGGCUCUUUCUGAGAACGAGAAGACCGCCGACGCCCCGCCGCCAUAUGAAACUCAUGAGGGAGAGGAGCUGCCCCCUGUCAAGACUCCCGCCCAGAUGGUCACGUCUGACAAGAUUGACAUCGACCUGCGGUGGACUGUGCUAUGUGAUCUCUUCCUGCUCUUGAUUGCCGAUUCUGUGUACGACUGUCGGUCUAGAAUACUCCUGGAGCGAGUCGGCAAGAGUCUUCAAAUUGAGUGGUUGGACGUCAGGAAAUUCGAAAAAAAGGUGACAGAUGCGUUGGAAAUGCAGCAGGCCGCCGAAAAAGAGAACUGGAAUGAGGAUGAGCAUAUGGAGCAUAGGAGGAAACAAGCUCUUAGGAAACGGUACAUGAUGAUGGGCUUAGCUACAGUCGGCGGCGGACUGGUCAUUGGUUUGUCGGCUGGUCUGCUUGCUCCUGUCAUCGGUGCUGGUUUGGCAGCCGGGUUCACCACCAUUGGAGUGACCGGAACGUCAACCUUUCUAGGGGGAGUCGGCGGAGCUGCGAUCAUCACAUCCAGCGCAGCAGCGUCUGGCGGUGUCAUCGGCGUUCGGGCCGCAAACAGACGAACUGGAGCUGUCAAGACCUUUGAGUACCGACCGCUCCACAACAACAAGCGAGUCCAUCUUGUGGUGACUGUGGCCGGAUGGAUGACGGGCAAGGUGGAUGACGUCCGCUUGCCAUUCAGUACCGUGGAUCCGAUCAUGGGUGACCUUUACUCGGUUUAUUGGGAGCCUGAAAUGUUGAGAAGUAUGGGUGACACCAUCAACAUCCUUGCUACAGAGGCUCUUACCCAAGGUCUUCAGCAAGUCUUGGCAAGCACCAUCUUGACAAGUCUGAUGGCUGCCCUGUCAUUGCCAGUCGUUCUGACGAAGCUGGCGUACUUGAUUGAUAACCCAUGGAGCGUUUCACAGGACAGAGCUUGGGCCGCUGGUCUGAUUCUGGCGGAUUCUUUGAUUGACAGAAACCUGGGAACACGCCCAGUAACGCUUGUUGGAUAUUCACUUGGCUCACGAGUGAUCUUCUCCUGCCUCCUGGAGUUGGCUAGAAAGGGGGCGUAUGGUGUGGUGCAGAACGUCUACCUGUUCGGAUCGCCCCUCAUCAUCAAGAAAGACGAGUACUUGCGAGCACGCACUGUCGUGCCCGGGAGAUUCGUGAAUGGAUACAGCAGCAACGACUGGAUUCUCGCCUACCUUUUCCGACUGACGGGUGGUGGCCCUCGCAAAGUGGCCGGCUUGGCCCCUAUCGAAGACCUCCCUUGGAUUGAGAACUUUGACGUGACAGAGUUCGUCAAGGGUCAUAUGGAGUACCGAAAGGCAAUGCCGCGUCUCCUCCGGGAAUGCGGGUGGCUUGUGGAGAGCGAUGAGUUUAGCGAAAUCGAAGAUCCGGACCCAGAAAACCACCAGGAGCGCCAACGCGAACUUAUCAACGAGAUUGAGGAGGCCCGCAAAGAGCUCGAAAGGGAAGGGCAGAAGAAGAAGAGCAGAUUCUCCAUCUUUGGACGGGGAAAGAAGGCUGAUAAGGAGAAGUGGGAGAUUUACGAAGACUCGGCCAAGGACGGAAGCAAGCCGAACCCAAGGACGGAAGACAAGGAGGGCAACAACCACGGGGUGUUGUUCGAUGUGGAAGCCAUCCGAGCGGAGCUGGCGAAGGAGAAGAACACCUCGGCGCAGGAUGAUCCUGAGGACUUCCAAGUGAAGGAGCUGAAGUCUACGCUUCCGCCAAUGAAGCUUGACUUGAACUCGUCAAACUCAUCGCUGAAUCCGCGGGACGCCCUGCGCGAAACAAAGAGCGCGUACGCCGUGCCGGGUCGUACGUCGUACGAAACGACGGGCUCGUAUUCUUACACGCCGGAACGAACACCGACGUUCCCAUCGAGCCAGACGCUCUCGCCGACGCAGCGAGCCGUGUCGCCAUACCACGCGGCCCCGUCCCCGCUCGAGGAGGAGAUCGAGAUGACGUUCGACACCUCGUUCCACGACCCGCCGCCAGCGCCGCGGCCUCCUCCGAAAGAUGACCCCCGAGCCGGCCGGAGAUGA